AGUCGACAAUUUAACUUUCGGAGCAUCUGCCACUCCGCCGCACGCUUGUUCCAAAGUCGUAUCCUGCUGCUUCUUCUGCUCUUCCUGAUGAAGCGAAUAAGACACAGGGAUAUAUCAACACAAAUAUUGAAGAAACAUGGGAAUAUACAAAUCAAGCAAUUAUUGAGAUGGCACAAUAAAAUAACAAUUCCAGUUCUCAGUGCGUAAAGGAAACUAUAUGGAGCGUUACGAUAUAGUACAAUUUGCGGCGCAUGUGAUAACAGUUUUGAUAACAUGAAGAUACCGAGUGUCUCGAGAAGAUUGAUGCUGUCCAUUGUUCUGCUGUUGUAUCAAGGAAAUCAUCUUGCGGCGAGAAAUGAAGGAGCGUGCAAGUUAAAUUAUGAUGUUUACGUGCAUUCGAAUGAUCUCCAGUGCCAGGAUAAUACUUCAGAUAAUGAUUUAUCCGUCAUCGAGCGAUACAGACCUACGAAGCAAUUUUGCACGUCAAAUUUCGAUACGACAGAUGUCCUGGUACUUACCGUCGCAUCCAACGAGACGGAUGGCUUCCAAAGAUACCUGAGGUCGGUCGAGGUCUACGGUCUUCGCGAUAACUUGAAGAUUCUCGGGCUAGGCGAGCCAUGGAGAGGUGGUAUCAACAUGAAUUAUCCCGGCGGUGGAUAUAAAAUUAAUCUUCUCAAAAAAGCCUUAGAGGAUUAUCGGAACGAUGAGAAAAAAAUCGUCUUAUUCACCGAUAGUUACGAUGUAAUAUUUCUUGGCGGUUUGUCUGCCAUCGUCGAGCGAUUCCUGGAUAUUGAUGCUCGAGUCUUAUUCUCCGCGGAAGCUUAUUGCUGGCCGGAUAGAUCCUUGGCGCUUCAAUAUCCGUCCGUAUCUCGGGGUAAACGGUACCUGAACUCCGGAGGUUUCAUCGGAUACGUGUCUGAUGUGUACGAGAUCCUGGACAAGGCGUUGAUCAAAGAUGAGGACGAUGAUCAGUUGUUUUAUACGACCAUCUACCUACAGGACGCGCUUAGGAUGCGACAUAAGAUCAAGCUGGAUCACAAAUCCGAGAUAUUCCAAAAUCUCAAUGGUGCGGUAGCCGAUGUGGAGCUCAGGUUCAAAGGAGAAGAGGCUUAUCUUCAAAACAUUGUUUACAACACGGUGCCCUUAAUACUCCACGGCAACGGGCCUAACAAGCUGGUUUUAAAUUCCUUGGGCAAUUAUCUGGCUCAUGCCUGGACACCGAAAGAGGGAUGUUUGGCUUGCUGGGACCGAACCAUCGAACUCAACAAAAACUCGACGGAAACAUAUCCGAUUAUUUUAAUAGCCAUAUUCAUCGAACAACCUACGCCAUUCUUGGAAGAAUUCUUUCAAGCUAUCUAUCGUCAAGCCUAUCCAAAAUCGAGACUGCAUCUGCUCGUUCACAACAAUGUGCCUUAUCACCAAAGCGUGGUCUCUGACUUCUUCGAGAGAGUUAGCCGAGAAUAUCUGAGCGCGAAACAAAUAUCUAUAUUGCCGAAAGACGUAAUCAGCGAAAUUGACGCGAGAAAAUUAGCGUUGGAGCAUUGCUUGUUGAAGGAGUGUUCCGGAUAUUUGUCAGUUGACGCGGUCGCGCACUUGGACAAUGAGCACACGUUGAAGUUACUGGUGGAGCAGCAGAGAGGGAUCGUCGCACCCUUACUUAUUCGACCAAAUACGUUAUGGAGCAACUUUUGGGGCGCUGUAACGAAUGACGGAUUUUACGCGCGGAGCUUCGAUUACAUGGAGAUAAUAAAGAACGUACGCAGGUAUAGUGAAUUCACAAAUAUCAAUUUUUUAUAUAUAUUUUGUCUUAAUCGACUAUGAUUGUAUGCCCAUUACUCAU
Messenger RNA from Formica exsecta, 1840 nucleotides. Its product is annotated as multifunctional procollagen lysine hydroxylase and glycosyltransferase LH3-like. The record is from RefSeq and is a predicted model, not a curated record. Gene Ontology annotation, cellular component: endoplasmic reticulum. Gene Ontology annotation, molecular function: procollagen-lysine 5-dioxygenase activity. The transcript is spliced from 6 exons. Gene Ontology annotation, biological process: peptidyl-lysine hydroxylation. The coding region runs from base 274 to 1821 and encodes 515 amino acids. NCBI's taxonomy places the organism in Eukaryota, Metazoa, Arthropoda, Insecta, Hymenoptera, Formicidae.